AGGACUCGCCCGCCACUGCGUCCCCGGUACCCUCGUGGAGGUGCAAAGACUCCCUGACCACGGGCAUCAGGUUCCACGGCGGCGGAAGUGCCAGCUGCAGGGAGCUGUACAACUACUGCAACCACAAGACCCUGGACGCCCACAUCAGGGCCAGGUGCCCGAUGACCUGCGGUGCCUGCACCCCCUUCCUCGUGAAGCAGGUCAGCAACUCGUCCGACAGCUCGUCCCGCAGUUCAGCACCCUCUGGACCCUGUGAGGACGAUGCUGCGGACCACGUGCCAGUGCUCUUCAUGGGGCGCAAAGUCAUGGACUGCAUCGAUUCCAAGGUCUUCUGCUUCGGGCACCCGAACUCGAAGUACAUCGCGAAGAAGUGCAGGGCGACGUGCGGCGUCUGCGAGGUGGCCGAUGCGGAGCUGGAGGAGGCGGACAAGAUGGAGCCGAUCACCACGACCCUCGCGACCGUCGUGGCGGCCGCGGAGCCGCCGCCUCGGCUUCGAUGGGCCGAGCUGUUCUCGAAGGCGGCGCUGGGGCCUGUGCUCGUCCAGGCGGCGGGACGGCGCGCCAGGAGACCCCGCCGCCGACUCCGCGGACCCGUCCCACGCCGGCCACAAUUGGGAGCCUCAGUAGACGCAAUGCCGCUAGGUCACCUCAGGAGUGUACAGUGGGGGCGCGCAACGAGAAACCACUUGCUCUUCGUUAGGGUAUUCCGAGUUUCUUCGCUCCUCGCGCUGCGCGGUGGCUUCCUGCGGCCGUUGACGGAGCUGCUGCGUUCAGGGUGCUCCGGGUUUCCCCUCAGGUGCACCUCGCGCACGGGUUCUCAGGGUUGGAUCUCUUGCGAGGGUUUCUUGCGGCCGCGCCCGCACUGUAAUCCUUCGCCCGAGGACCUCGGGCGCGGGGGUGCAGGGGCGCGCCGCCGCGGGCUCCAGUGGAGCGGGGGGCGGGCGCAGUGCCCGCGGCCGCGAGAGGCCGGGAGGCGCAA
Messenger RNA from Prorocentrum cordatum, 979 nucleotides. NCBI's taxonomy places the organism in Eukaryota, Dinophyceae, Prorocentrales, Prorocentraceae. The record is from the annotation of a GenBank genome assembly.